Messenger RNA from Vittaforma corneae ATCC 50505, 2067 nucleotides. RefSeq lists its product as uncharacterized. Lineage: Eukaryota; Fungi; Microsporidia; Nosematidae. Bases 1 to 2067 code for a protein of 688 amino acids. The record is from RefSeq and is a predicted model, not a curated record. Gene Ontology annotation, biological process: mitotic chromosome condensation. Gene Ontology annotation, cellular component: condensin complex; condensed chromosome. The transcript has a single exon.
AUGGACACGCUCAUCCAGCUCCAGACAAUCUUCAAUGAAAUACAAACAUGCGACUCCAGGCGCUUUUCAGAAAAUAUGAGCACAGUCCUUGCUAUUAUUCCAAGGGAUAGCUCAUUCCUCAGAAUUAUAGAUUCCAUUUUAGUAUUCCCAAAAAGUUCACUCCCUCCAAAAGUCACGUAUUUUGUAAGGCGAGUCUUCGAAGAGCUCAAUGAAACAAACAAGAGCAUUUUCAACAUAAUUCUUAUGUAUUUACUUGGUAAAACAUACUGCAAAAGUACAAAGAUUAGGAAAAACUCUCUAAGACUCAUUAAUGCCAUGCUUGCUAUUGAAGGUGAUUGCUGUGAUGACGAUUUAUUGGCCAAAAUUGCCGAAAAAUUGUUUGACAAAGAGCCUAGUGUUAGGAAAGAAGCAUUGAAAAUAUGCAUUAUCUUCCAAAAUCGACAUCUUAGUGACUCUUUGACCAUCCAGACCACAAUUAAGGACAUUAUUCGGCAUGAUCCGUCACACGACAUUAGAAGAGUCGGAUUUCUUGGGCUUGAGCUUAACGAGUCAACUCUCAACUGCAUUUUGGAGAGAUGUGUUGAUUCUAACAUGCCAAUUAGAAAGGCCUUUUGGAUGCAAUAUUUUCCAAGAAUCGAGCUGGAAAAACUAACGUGUGCUCAAAGGAUAUAUCUAAUGAAGAAAGGUGUUAAUGAGAGAGAGUUUAAUGCCAAGGAGAUAUUUUUGCAGAAAAUUAGAAAUUACGAACUAGACCAGUUUAUUGAAUAUUUCUACUGUGAGGAGCAUGAAUAUGAGUUAUGUGUUGAAGAAUAUCUAAAGAACAGUACAGAGGAAUAUGAAAUGAUCAAGUACACACCUAGCUAUCUUCACUUUCUAACCUGUUAUUACAAAAUUGCUGAAGAAAGAAAUGGUAGGGAUGCACUCAAGUUGUUGCCUCUGGAUGAAUUUUUGCAGAUUUUCUAUGUAAAGUGUGUAGAGCUUGAAAAAAUAGCUGAAAGUGUCGAAGACUCAACCAAGCAGUUCAAAAUUUUAAAAUACUUUCUCAAAAUACUAGGCUUCUAUGAUCUAUUUACAGAUGAUUCCAAGAAGUAUGUGCUUUCUAUUGUCAAUCACAUAAUAUUAGCGUGUAACUUCAUUCCUGUUGUUGAAGAAUGUAUCGUUUUACUGGCGAAGACAUGCUCUGACAACCUUGUAAAGAUUGCUGGUGGUCUGAUUAAAAAGACAAGAGGUAGGCCCAUUUGUUUUUCUAUUUGUGAAUUUGUCAUGAAGUAUCUGCCCUUUGGUGAGAUACAUGAAGCCAUUCUUAAUGAAAUUGCUAUUUUAGACAUUGAGCAAAGCACUAGUUUGUUUUUCUGGUAUUUUGUAAAAAAUCCAAACCCUAAUAUUGAAAGCCAGUAUCUUACUCUGCUUCCCAACAAGAAAGUUGUGGAAGGAUGUGCAGAUCUCGCACUAAUGGGCAUCCUCGAUACAAGUAGAAUUGAAGACUGUCUUUUAACCCAGCUUUCACGAUUCAAUCAAAACUGUGUUGUUCCUGUCAGCAAGCUUUUAUUGGGAAAAAAGCUAUGCUCCAGCGAGUUUGUAAAGUAUCUUUUGCUGAUUUAUUAUUCAACAGAAGCUGAUUACAUCCAGCAGUAUCUUUCUCUGUUUUUCUUUGAAUACUUCCGAAUCAACCCGCAGUCGCUCAUCAGUGUUUUCUGUGAGGUGCUUGAGUUAAUUUCUUCAAAUCACAAGGUCUUUGUUGACCAAUCGCUUUUCUGGAUUUCUAACACAGAAAAUGCUAUGGAGUAUCAGUCAUUGUAUUUAAGUAUUUGUAUAUUCAUUUACAAUAGUUAUGAUGCUCUUAUCAGUAAGAAACACUGCUUUUCGGUGCUUUCGGCAGUACCAGUUGAGUCCUCUUGGGAUCCUAUGGUAACCAAGAAAAUCAUCACUGUUCUUGGAUUGAUAAUCAGGAAAAGACCAAGAGAGAAUGUCAAUGCUCUUUUGAACCAGGUUAUGGAAAUAGAUGAUGGCACACCGCUCCCGCCUGAAGAGUUUGAAAAUCUCAAGAAGGUCGUUAAAAUACAAUAA